Rhododendron vialii is the source of this 1578-nucleotide messenger RNA. RefSeq lists its product as uncharacterized. The coding region runs from base 57 to 617 and encodes 186 amino acids. The transcript is spliced from 2 exons. The record is from RefSeq and is a predicted model, not a curated record. Lineage: Eukaryota; Viridiplantae; Streptophyta; Magnoliopsida; Ericales; Ericaceae. Gene Ontology annotation, molecular function: protein binding.
AGGGUUCUAUAAUUGUAUUCCUUCAUCCCGCGGAGAGAGACAGAGACAGAGACAGGAUGAUGGAACAGCAGAAAGGGGAAGGGGAGAAACUAUCACCAUCACCAUCACCAUCACCAUCGAGGAAAAGAGCAAAGACGGAAGAAGAAUCGAAACAAGCAGUCACGGCGACUGCAGAAGCAAAAUCCGUCUACUUGUUCGCUUGUCACUUGUAUGGCCCUAAUGCUCAUGUUCUGUACGUUGUCGAUACUCCUCCUCUUCCUGAUCCCUCCACCUUCCUAGCGGAUGAUUCCCAGAUGGAAAUUACCCCGCCAGAACCUGUAGAACGACCACUAGAUCCCCUUGUCGAAUUCCCUCGCGCAGAAUACCCUAUGGAGAUGUGUGCCGUUGAGUUUGAUUCCAAGCUAUACAUUCUCGGGGGAGAAUUUGAUCCUCCGGAUUUGGGAGGACCGCCUCAGUUUCACGACGACGACUUCUGCCCAUUCCCCAGAGAUGUCCACAUAUUCGAUCCCACUUGUUCCUCCUUGAAGGUAGGUCCUAAAAUGAACUCCGGAAAGUUCAAACCUUCGGCAUUUGUGGUUGAUUCUAUGAUUUUAUGUGGUCUCCGGCUGCUUAGCUAGACCAGACGAUGAUUCGCUAGUCCGGUUUGAGGUUUUGAAACCUGACGACGAUGGUACUGGUGGAACAUGGACUCGAUUGGAGGAUCCUCCCUUCAAACGCACAUUGUUUACGGGCCACGUUGUUGUCAACAGACAGGUCUUUUUCUACACUCUCAAUGGGGAGUUCUUUUGUUUUGAUCUCGACUCCUCUAAAUGGUGGCGCAAAACCUGGGGAGAAGAUGGCUCCCCUUGCUGGAGCAAAUUACUGUCAGAAGAAGAAGAUCCCUUCUGCGAUGGAUCCUGGGAAGGUAGUAUUCGUUCUCCUUUCCAAGGCUGUCCCAAGCUUACGGAGGACGGCACCUUGUACUCAUGUUAUCAGGACUUUAGUGUCGCCUCAUUUGGUCAACUUGUUGCUAAUAAUGAUAACAGCUGGAGAAGGAGGAGCCAAGAAGAAGAACGAGAAGAGAAAAUGUUCGACAUAAAGAACUUCUUGUCGCCUGGUGUGAUUCAGAUCCACCGCAAAUUAGUGCAUGCCACGGUUUCCCUCGCGCACAUGGGGGAGAGAUUCUUUUGUCACGUGUUGUUUGGUAACCCUCUGAAGACCACCACUCCUCAGAAUUGGUACGCCCAAGAUCCUACAAGAUGUUAUGCUAACAUCACAAUGUUUGAGGCCUUGGAAGACACCUACUACUCUGAGGACAAGGGUUGUACUUUUUUCAGGGGUAAACUUCUGCAAUCAGCUCUUUUCAGGCUAAGAACCUCCCGCCAGUGGAGAGACACGCAGGUCACCGCCACGAUCUCGCGUUGGUGUUGGAAGAGGCGGACCUUUUAUAUGUUGUGACUGCGACGAGCAAGGUUUGGGGUGGGCUUACCACUGUAUCGAAUGCGGGUACGAGGUCCACCCCAAAUGUGUGAGGGCUGUGGAAAGUGGCCCGAUCGCUGAUGCUUGAUGGGCCUCCGACUGCUUGCUAUAUAGUACUAG